This is a messenger RNA of Dictyostelium purpureum, 990 nucleotides long. RefSeq lists its product as uncharacterized. The record is from RefSeq and is a predicted model, not a curated record. The coding region runs from base 1 to 990 and encodes 329 amino acids. Gene Ontology annotation, molecular function: nucleic acid binding; zinc ion binding. The transcript is spliced from 2 exons. Lineage: Eukaryota; Evosea; Eumycetozoa; Dictyosteliales; Dictyosteliaceae.
AUGAAUAGCUCAUAUAAUAGUUCUUAUAGUAGUGGUGGUACAGCAUCAAGUAUGAGAGAUCAAGGUUACAGCAGAGAUAGAGAUAACCAUAGAGGUGGUGGCGGUGGUUAUGAUGGCGAAAGAAGAUCAUCAUCCUAUGAUGAAAGAGAAAGAGGAUCAUCAUAUACAAACAGAGAUAACCAUAGAGACCAUGGCGGUAAUAGAGAAAGGGAUCAUCAUAGAGAAAGAGAUUAUAAUGGUAGAGAUCAUCCAAGAGACCAUGGUGGCAAUAGAGAAAGAGAUCAUCACAGAGAAAGAGAUUAUGGUGGUGGUGGUAGAGAUCAUCCAAGAGACCAUGGUGGUAAUAGAGAUAGAGACCAUAGAGAUUAUAGAGAUCAUCAUCACCAUAGAGAUAGUAGAGAUCAUGGUAGAGAUCGUUAUGAAGGUGGUAGAGAUAGAUUCAGAACUGAUCGUUUCAGAGAUGACAGAAGAGGUGGCCAUGAUCGUUUCAGAGACGAUAGAAGAGGUGGUGAUAGAGGUUUAAAAAUUGAUUCAACUUGUUACAAUUGCAGAAAGCCAGGUCAUUUUGCUCGUGAUUGUGCUGAAAAACCAAGAAAUCCAAAUUAUUUAGAUACUAAAGGCACUUUAAAAUUUCAUCCAUAUAAUGGCAGAAAUGGUAAUUAUUCACCACGUAGAAGAUAUGACAAUGGUGAGCCAAGAAGAGAAAGAGAUUUUGAUGAUAAUGGUAAUCAAGAUAAUGAAAGAUCACCAAAUAGAGAUAGAGAAAGAGAUUUUGACGGCAAUGGUCAAAGUAGUAAUAGUAAUAGUAGUAAUAACAAUAGAGAUGAAGAAAGAUCACCAAAUAGCAGGGAUGGCGAUGUAUCACCAAGAAGAGACCCAUCCCCAAGAGGCAUUUCACCAAAUAGAGAAAAUUAUAAUGGUAAUAAUAGCAGUGGUACCUCAUCUCCAGGUAAUAAUGAUGAUGAAAGAAAAGAUGAUAGAGAUGAUUAA